CUUCCAGAGUCGAGUCAAGUGAGCCGGUAAAAUUAGGGAUUUGUGUGAUUCGCUCUCCAUCUCUCUCGUAUGGAUUUGCGCGGCGUCCCUCUCUCGAAACGACCAUCUCCGAUUGCGUCACUUCCAGAUGAAAUCGUCGUCGAUAUAAUCGCGCGUGUAUCAAGAUCCCAUUACCCAACAAUCUCUCUCGUUUCACGACGUUUCCGAUCAAUCAUAGCGUCGCCGGAGCUAUACAUGAGACGAUCCUUAUUACGCUGUACCGAACACUGUCUCUACGCCCUCCUCUAUAACCCUAAAACCUGUGAUUACCGUUGGUACAUUCUCCGCCGCAACGGCUUUGUCCUUGUCCCUCGUCUUCCUCGUAUGCCUGCCCAUGGAAUCUUCGUCGCGGUGGGUUCCAAGAUAUACGUUUUGGGUGGAGGUUACGAUUCCAGUGCGACGUCAAGUGUCUUAACCAUCGACUGUACGUCUCAUACCUGGCAGCCUAUCUCUACCAUCCCCAAGCCUAUGGGUAAUACUGUCGCUGGCACAAUCAACGGGAAGAUUUACAUAAUCGGUGAGUGUGAAUUGCCCGGUUGUAUGGUUUCGAAGAGAGUUGUUAUGGUGUUGAAUACAGAUAAGCAAAUGUGGGAGCCUGAGAUGACUAAUCCUGGUGUAGAGAUAGGUCAAUUGUGGUCUGGUUGUGUGGUAAUGGAAGGGAAGAUAUACAUGAGGGAUUCGGAGAAUAGCUUUGUUUACGAGCCGAAGGAGAGGAAAUGGGAAAUGGAAGAGAUGUUGAAUGAUAAGAAGUGGGAGUAUGCGUGUGUUGUUGAUGAUGUGUUGUAUUACUAUGAUUGUCGCCAUAACGUUUUGAGAGCGUAUGAUACAAAGCUCAAGGUUUGGGGAGUGGUUAGAGGUUUGGAAAGAACGGCCACGAAUGGUCCUAGUUUGCCAACUUCUUCUUGGUGGUCGUAUACCAUGAGCUGCGGUGGCAAGCUGGUUGUGUUCUUGCCUAAAGAAAGAGACAGGAGAAACACAAUACUAGGGGACAGGAGAAACACAACAGCAGGGAUUUGGUGUGCGGAGAUUUCAAUCGAAAGACGCCAAGGUGGAGAGAUUUGGGGUAAAGUUGAGUGGCGUGAUACUGUGAUUGAUGGUGAUUUUUUCUUUGUGAGAUGUCUAGCUGUUACGGUUUGAUCAAUGCACAAAACUGAAGUUUGCUCUAUAAUUCCUAAAGGAGUAGUAGCCGGGACGAAAACAACAAGGGUUUGAUUUGUGUGGAAAUGGUAUUAGAGUGAUACACCCAAGGAUGAGAUAUUUGGAUUGAGUGGUGUGAUGCUCUCAUUCAUGGUUGUUAUCUCUUAACGUAAAGUCUAGGUAUUAAGGUUUGAUGAACAAACACUUCCUUACAACUUGUGAUUUGUUAUGAAAGUUAUCACAAUUUCGUAUAACUUGUGAUUUGUUUUCGUAAUCCUAAAAUUAUAUGUUGUGGUUGGAAGCUUGUUCCAUCCUUUAAUGUAAAAGUUAGAAGUAUAAUACUUACUCAAGUAUUCAAGCAUUUGCUUGAUUCUUGCUGUGUGCA
Molecule: messenger RNA, 1561 nt
Organism: Capsella rubella
Lineage: Eukaryota; Viridiplantae; Streptophyta; Magnoliopsida; Brassicales; Brassicaceae
Product: F-box/kelch-repeat protein At4g38940
Exons: 1
Coding region: 70-1176 (368 amino acids)
Molecular function (GO): protein binding
Source: RefSeq, a predicted model, not a curated record